Molecule: messenger RNA, 3501 nt
Organism: Trichophyton benhamiae CBS 112371
Lineage: Eukaryota; Fungi; Ascomycota; Eurotiomycetes; Onygenales; Arthrodermataceae
Exons: 2
Coding region: 1-3501 (1166 amino acids)
Biological process (GO): protein transport to vacuole involved in ubiquitin-dependent protein catabolic process via the multivesicular body sorting pathway
Cellular component (GO): ESCRT-0 complex
Molecular function (GO): protein binding
Source: RefSeq, a predicted model, not a curated record
AUGUCAGCGGUACCUUUCACGGUCAAGGCAGUGUUCGAAUACACCUCAGAACAUGAAGAUGACCUGAAUUUUUCAAUUGGGCAGAUCAUUACUGUGACCGAGGAGGAGGAUGCUGACUGGUACUAUGGCAACUAUACCAAUCAUGCGGGCGCCAAACAAGAAGGCAUUUUCCCAAGGAACUUCGUCGAAAAGUACGAACCUCCGGCACCUCCACGGCCUACGAGACCUGCCAGAACCCGGAAGGAGUCUGAAACCGCCUCUCAAUCUCCACCUCUAGCCUCCGAGUCAGCGGUGCCCGACAUCCCGCAAGAGGACAGUCAGAAGAGGAGUAUCGAUCUGGGUUCUACUGGAGAGGCCGAGAAGAAAACUGCCCCUAGUUCAGUGCCAUAUGAGGCCCCAAAGAGCUCUGCCCCUGUUCAUGCUCCCUCGUCUCCUCCAAUGAGCCCGCCCUCUCAGAAGGCUGCACCGCCUCCGCCAUCAGCGCCAGUUGAAGCACCAGCUAAGAAAGCCCCACCACCAACUGUUGCAGAGAAGCCGACUGCAGGCUCGUUUAGAGACAGGAUUGCUGCUUUCAACAAGGCAUCUGCGGCUCCAAUAACUCCAUUCAAUCAUGCCACUCAUACAUCAAGUUCAUUUGUGAAGAAGCCAUUCGUUGCACCACCGCCCAGUAAAAACGCUUAUGUUCCGCCACCAAUUGAACAUCCUCAAACAUAUAGGCGGGAGGAGCCCCAAGAAACUUCGCUGCCAAUUCGAUCUGAAGCCCCGGAAGGAACGGAAGCUACAGAAGAGGAACAGCCUAAGCCAACAAGCCUGAAAGAAAGAAUUGCUCUUUUGCAGAAGCAACAGUUAGAGCAAGCUUCUCGGCACGCUGAAGCGGCCCAGAAGAAAGAAAAGCCGAAAAAGCCAGCGAAGAAGAAAGUCGAAUCACAAGAGCCGGUUGAACCAUCCGAGUCAAUGAUGGGAGUAGAGCUACAAAGGACUGAGACCUCGGAAACUGCAAAGGAAUCGUCAGCUGCAAGCGGUGACCCAGCUGAAGAAGGCACUCAGCCUAAGCAUCGAACUCCUGUCUUACCGCCCGCCAGAGAACUUACAAGUGACACUAAUGAUGCUGAUAAUUCUGCGGCUGGAGAUACCGAAGAAGCAAGUGAAACUUCAACAAGCAAAGAAGAUGUGGAGGACAAGUCGCCUGAAUCCAGACCCCUGAAGCCAACCCACGGCGAUGCUCCUGGUGCCAAUGGCUCUGAGGAAGAAGAGAGCGAGGAGCAAGAGGAGGACGAGAUAGAUCCUGAAAUCAGACGGCGCAUGGAAAUUCGUGAUCGAAUGGCCAAAAUUAGUGGAGGAAUGGGCAUGAUGGGCAUGUUUGGUGCUCCAGCUGGCCUACCAGGAAUGCCUACGGGCAGCUAUAAAAAGCCAAAAGCUCCAUCAGCGGAUGCAGGAACCACCGAGCAGCAACCGGAAGCUUAUGCUCCUCCUGUCCAGCUUAUGGCUCUUCCAGGAAUGCAUGUUAGAAAACCCGAAGAGAAGCCAAAAAGUCCGCCAGCAGCUCCGGAAGAGCCUAGUGAAGCAUCGAUCCCUCCGCCACAGCCCUUACCUUUAAAUUCAGAAGAUGCUCCAGAGACUACCAGUGAGGAGCCUAUCACACCUCACGUCCCUCCUCCGCCGCCAGUUGCCCAAAACCUCCCUCCUCCUCCACCUCCCCCAGAAAGUAGGUUACCAACCAAACCCCCCUUUUUUUCCCUUCGCUCAUAUUCUAACAUAUUUUAUUACGUAGCUCGGCCUGUCCCACCACCACCACCACCUCAUAAUAUAUUGACAUCUCCCUCUCUCGGAACUAAAUCUAAUGAUGAAGUCGUUCUAUCUCCAGCCCGGACCGAAAAGGGGGAUGAUGAAUCCUACUUUGCAGGGCAUGAGGCUUCAGGGAGCGCACGCCAGUCCAUGGAUCAAGCUAGGAUCUCAUCACCUGUGUCGUCUCCCGUGACAGGGCCAGGAAAACGGCAAAGCCAUCCCCCUCCACCACUGCCAUCAGCUCCCCCAGUACCUCCAUCAGCUCAGACCCGUCCUCCGCCUCCUCCCCCUCCAGCAACUGAGCCUAGCCCAGACAACACAGGUGAUAGCAGGAUGAGCUCCCAGACACCAACUCGUCCUCUAGGUAGUGAGAGUGAGGAGGAGAUAACUGAGUAUGAAGGAGAUUACGAUACAGAUAUAGCAUCAGGUGCCAAACACAAAGAUGCCUUGAAGGCCCAUGUCCGAGAUUCUAGUAUAGAUGAAGGGACAUUAGCCGACUCUUUCAGCCCGCACUCGCCCAGGAGUCCGGUAGAAACACGGCCACCCAUCCCACAAACCACUUUCCAGAGUACUGCCCCUCGCUCAGCACCACCUCCCCCUCCCCCUAGCCAACCACCAAAGGCUGCCCGACAAUCAGUCGAUAUGCCGAGAGCUCCACCACCCCCAGUUCCGCAAACUAUGUAUACCCAAGAGGAUGAAACCCAUGAACGAACCCGGGAGGAAGCCUUUGAUCAGUAUACAGCACCUGCUGCUCCUGCUCAUCGGGAUCGAGGCGAGUCCCAAAUUAAGGAUAUUCCGGACGAGACAUCAUACGAGGUACCCCAACACAACAUGUCUUCUCAAGCCCCACGCCCAUCCCGGGGCUCGUCUGAUCUCCUAAGAGGCCAGACCGGAACCCGCAGAUCUAUGGACGUUUCCAGACCAUCAAUGGAUCAGGGUUACAUGGCAAAUGAUGUAGACCUUGCCUCCACGUCUCUCUGGUGGACACAACCAAACACACCUCCUCCAGUAUUCCAAGGUCGACGAGACAUUCUCAUCGAAAUUGAGGAAUCCUCCACAAACAAGCGAGGAGGCAAAGUUACCACAUCAAAGGACGUCUACAUCCUCUUCAUGGACUAUUCUCAAACAAUCAUAUCCGCACAAUUCGAUUCCAAGAACCCAAUCGAUGUAGCGUUAGAACAGCGGCACGAACCACCACCACCUCGACUACGUCAAGACCAACUGGAGGACGCCCAUACUCAAUUUGGCGCUCGCAUCUCUGAAUCAGUUGCUUCAAAACAAAACACCACAGUGGGUGACGGUACGCCCCAUGCUCUUAUCCAGACACUCCUUGCCCCUCUGAAGGAUGCCCUCCUGCCAGUUGGUGUCCGCAGCUACGGCGCUCUGGUAUACGCCAACCUAGCCAAUGCCUCAGUCCAACAAUUUGACGAAAUUCGCCCUGGAGACAUAAUCACCUUCCGUAACUGUCGUUUCCAAGGCCACCGUGGCACAAUGCAUCAGAAAUAUUCCUCCGAAGUAGGCAAGCCAGACCAUGCCGGAGUCGUAUCUGAUUGGGACGGUACGAAGAAAAAGGUACGGGUCUGGGAGCAAGGUAGGGAAAGCAAGAAGACGAAAGUUGAGAGUUAUAAGUUAGGUGACCUGAAGAGUGGUGAAUGUCGUGUUUGGAGAGUCAUGUCCCGUACUUGGGUUGGAUGGGACGGAGAGCACAAAGCCUGA